AUGACCUUCAUAAUAUUUGUCUUCAAAACUUUCUAUCUUCAUCUUAUCACAAUUUUUCUUUCUUUCUUUCUUUCUUUCUUUCUUUCUUUCUUUCUUUCUUUCUUUUCUCCGCUUUCUUUCAGUUUUCCCCUUGCGGCUCAUUUCCUCUCGUCUGUUUUUUCCAAUCUUUUUGUUUUCCUUUCUAGACAUUUUCCCAGUCCCGUCCAUUUCCUUUUGAACUUUUCUUUCUUUCCCUCGUUUUACAUUUCCUUUUCUUUUCUUUCCAUUGUUUCUUUCUUUUUUAUAUCUUUACCAUUUUCUUCCUUUGGUUUUCUUUUCUUUUCUUUCUUUCUUUCUUUCUUUCUUUUCUUUGCUUUCUUUAUUUCUUUCUUUCUUUCUUUACCAUCUUUCUUAUAUCUUUUUCAUUUAGUCUUCAUCCUUUGGUUUGAUUUCCUUUUUAUUAUUUUCUAUCUUACGCCUCUUCUCUUUGACUUUUUGUCAUUUCUUUCGUUCUUACUUUCUUUAUUUUACUAUAUCUGCUGUUCAUAUCUCUCUAUCUAUCUAUCUAUCUAUCUAUCUAUCUAUCUAUCUAUCUAUCUAUCUAUCUGUCUGUCUUUGUGUAUUUCUCUUCAUAUCUAUAUCUGUCUGUCUGUCUCUCUAUCUGUGUCUGUGCGUGUUAUUAUCUAUCUAUCUAUCUAUCUAUGA
Acanthosepion pharaonis is the source of this 684-nucleotide messenger RNA. NCBI's taxonomy places the organism in Eukaryota, Metazoa, Mollusca, Cephalopoda, Sepiida, Sepiidae. The record is from the annotation of a GenBank genome assembly.